Anopheles stephensi (Asian malaria mosquito) is the source of this 2461-nucleotide messenger RNA. It is a transcript of the gene wls, whose product is annotated as protein wntless. The record is from RefSeq and is a predicted model, not a curated record. Gene Ontology annotation, biological process: Wnt protein secretion; intracellular protein transport; Wnt signaling pathway. Gene Ontology annotation, molecular function: Wnt-protein binding. Gene Ontology annotation, cellular component: organelle membrane; endomembrane system. NCBI's taxonomy places the organism in Eukaryota, Metazoa, Arthropoda, Insecta, Diptera, Culicidae. The coding region runs from base 427 to 2067 and encodes 546 amino acids. The transcript is spliced from 5 exons.
UGUAACGCCUUAGGCCGUGGUGUACAGUAGACAACCAGUGCAGUGUUUCGAACAAAACAGUUGAACGGUGAAUAAUAGCAAACUACCAUUUCUAAACUGUAGAUGAAUGAACUUAAUCUCCUUUGUAGCGGUUACGAGGAUGAUAGUGUUUUAAAUUGCAUUUUCAUUGAAACAAAUAUGUGUUGCACCACCCGGCUCCAUGGACGGCUAAAUUAGCUGGUAGCAUUCCCAUACAGCAGCAGAAACAGUGUAUGUGUAUGUGUUUGUGUGUAUGUUUCGGCGUUUAUGCCAUUGGCAGAACUCUACCUAAGCCGGUGCAUCAUACACUUUUUCAGUGCGUUUCUUCUACGCCGGUGGUACGCUACUAGCCGUGCUCCGUUCUAUACGUACCGAACCGAAUCAGACCGAUAAAACAGACCGGUCAAGAUGUCGGGCACCAUACUGGAGAAUCUGAGUGGCAAAAAGUUAAGCAUUUUAGUGGCAUCGCUGUUGUUCUUGCAGUUCCUUUGCUUCCUUCUGGGUGGUCUCAUCGCCCCGGUUCCGGCAAGUGUGCAGACAAUUCUGGCCACCAUUUGUAAGGAUGUACCGGGCUCGCACAACGACACCUCAGUAUGGCUGUACUCAAGGGGAGAAGAUCGUUGCCAAAGCUUGGACCAUUUCGAUAUCGAGAGUGACGAUAUGAAGAUGGCCAACCAGAUCGUGUUCGUCUUCCAGAUGCCACUUCCUCGCGAAGGCCGCCAGCUAGACUAUUCGCGCUGGCAGCAGAACUUGAUUGGCGUGCUGCAAACAGACAUUGCGUACGAUGCAAAUGUGCUGCACAAACCGCACACCAAGAUUACGAUCGAUGCACGGUUGGCGUAUCGGAACAAGGGCGAUGCGGAUCAGGAUUGGAAGUAUCUGGCAUCGUCGCUCGAGGAGCGAGAUCUCGAUUGCACCGCCAACAAUGUGACGGACGACUAUCUGUACAACUGCAACACGAUUCCACUGUUCGAGCUGGGUUCACUGCACCACGACUUUUACCUGCUAAACGUGCGUCUGCCGGUAGACAGCGAGCGGCGUAUGAAUCUGGACAUUGGGCACAUCAAAGAUUUGCACCUGUCCGUCAUCUAUCAGAACGGUGGGUUCACCAAAGUGUGGGUAUCGCUCAAGACGGUGUUCCUUCCGUUCAUUGUGCUAAUCAUGGCCUGGUUCUGGCAGCGCGUCCAUUUGCUGCACCGCAAACCCGCACUGCUAGAAGAGAUGCUGUUGGCGCUGGGUUGUGCGCUUACAUUUUUGAACCUGCCGUUCGAAUAUUUUACGCUUUUCUUCGACAUGCCGUUUAUGCUGCUUCUAAGCGACAUACGCCAAGGAGUGUUUUACGCUACGCUUCUCUCUUUCUGGCUAAUUUUCGCCGGGGAACACAUGCUGAUUCAAGAGACGGGCGAAAAGUCGGGUGUCAAGACGUACUGGAAGCAUCUGAGCGCGGUGGCCGUUGGCUGUGUGUCGCUCUUUCUGUUUGAUAUGUGCGAACGUGGCGUACAGCUCCGGAACCCAUUCUACUCGAUUUGGGUGUCCAAAGUUGGCGCAAACGUUGCCCUUGGUUUCAUCAUCUUGGCUGGCAUAUCGGCGGGAUUGUACUUUUGCUUUCUUUGCUACAUGAUCUGGAAGGUAUUCUGCAACAUCAACAUCAAGCGCACAUCGCUCCCGUCCAUGUCCUCCGCGCGACGGCUGCACUACGAGGGCAUUAUCUAUCGGUUCCAGUUCCUGAUGCUUGCUACCCUGCUCUGCGCUGCCAUGACCGUUAUCGGCUUUAUCAUUGGACAAGUUUCAGAGGGCCGUUGGAAGUGGGACGACAACAUCGACCUAGAGUUUACGUCCGCGUUCUUCACCGGUGUAUACGGCAUGUGGAAUAUUUACAUCUUUGCACUGAUCGUACUGUACGCUCCCAGUCACAAAAAAUGGCCCACCAACGAAACUACCGAAAACAUUAUGAGCGAGGAGAUCGAAUUCAGCAAUCUGCCGUCCGAUUCGAACCCGAGCGAAAUUUCGUCCCUCACGCAGUUCGCUCGAAAGGCAGCACAGGACUAAAGCGGCCUCCGGAAAGACUUUAAAUGACAACUAUUUUUGAAAGUUCAAUUUUAACGCUUUUUUAUAUGCAAAUGGCCCGCAAAUCGAUUCGACAACCUUCAGCAAUCUUCAGAGAGAUCGCUUUCGAUUACGCUCGGGCCAUUGCUCAACGUCACAGUAUUAGCAUCACAGUAUCCCGGAAUCAUGUGUAAUUUGUUUAUGUGUGUGUGUGUGUAGAGUAAGCCUAAGGGAAAAGCAAACAUAAUUAUUCUCUGGUUCGCGCUUUUCCCGCAACUUUCUCGCUAGAUUUUAGUGCGAUUUACCGCAAAUCUUUCUCAUAUUUAACGUCGUUCGAUCUAAAUCCCCGGUAAAAUAAAGUGAGGACACCCCUUUUUGUGUAACAAGUCGCUCAGGA